GGGGGUUUUAUUCCAUUUUCUGCUCGAUCGGGUCGUGAGAAAUCGGAGGCAGCGCUUUUGACAUUUAUCGUUCGUGUUCGUGUUCGUCGGUCGGGGAUAUGGAGGGAAUCGAGGGACGAGAGUUGUGGGUUUUGUAGCUUGCAGGGAAACUGUGUGUUUUCGUGGACAAGUGGACGGGGGGUUUUGAGAUGCUUGUGGCAGGGUCUGGUGUUGGUUUGAUGGAGGAGUCGUCGACGGGGUUCAGGGGAGUGAUCGGGGACUGGAGCAGCAGGUUCUGAGCCCGGCGGGGGUCGAGAGGUUUAAGAAUUGUGGGGCAUCAUGGGGUUCGAGGCGAGCGUCGAGGGCGGGGAGAUGGAGGGUGGGCUGGGCAGCGUGCAGGUGGAGAGUGCGUUCAUUGGCCUCGGGUGCAAUAGGGUCGUGGGGGCAGUGGACUGGGGUCCUUGCGAUUUGGUCGCCUUUGGUGCGCACAAUUCUGUGGCAAUUUUUUCUCCUAAACGAGCUGAAAUUCUGAUCACCCUUCCGGGCCACAAAGAUUAUGUGAAUUGUGUUCUGUGGCUCCCGACAAGUGCACAAAUUGAUGCAGCGCAGGCAGAUCAUCAUGUGAAGAGCUUUUUUUGCUCUCUGGAAGUGCAGAUGGAACUCUCAUCUUGUGGGGAUUCCAGGCCGUCGAGAACAAGUGGCGAAAAGCAGUGGAAAUUCCGAAAGCGCAUGGCAAGGCAGUCACAAGUAUCGCAACCGUGAUCCUGUCACCGUCAUCGGCUUUAAUGUCAACCAGCUCCUCUGACUCUUCUGUCCGGAUAUGGAACGUUGGCCUUCCCCAGGGAUCAAGUCGUGACUGUCAAAUCUCCCCUCUACAAUUAAUCUCUGUGGGCUCGAAAACCAUGGUAGCGACCUCUCUAACUGCGCUCCCGGACAGCCAGGACGCUUUCCUUCUAGCCAUGGGAGGUCUUGACAACCAGGUCCAUUUUUACGCUGGUACAUCGAAGGGACAGUUUAUCCUCGUAUGCAAGGUGAAGGCCCACCUUGACUGGGUUCGCUCACUCGACUUCAGGGUUCCUGCCCGGGGUUCUUCCAAAGCCGUGGUGUACCUGGCCAGCUCUUCACAGGACAAGACGAUAAAGAUAUGGAAAAUUGCUCGGCGUGAGAGUGAUGUCGCCGACUCGAGUAGUGGGGCAACAUCUCUGAAACUAGAGUUGAGUCUGAGGACAUUCAUUGAUGGACCUAUUUUUAAGGUCCGAGACGUCGUUUGGCAGGUUUCACUAGAGUCUUUACUGCUCGGUCAUGAAGAUUGGGUUUACUCAGUCAGGUGGCAGCCUCCUAUUGCGGGACAUCUGGGCAUAGACAGUGGUACUGUGAGUAGUGAAGAACAGGUUGCUGAGGAGGCGAUGUGCGUUUUGUCAGCAUCAAUGGACAGAACGAUGAUGAUCUGGAAACCAAGCACUGAAUCAGGAAUAUGGAUGAAUGAGGUCACGGUGGGGGAACUCAGUCAUUCAGCCCUUGGGUUUUACGGAGGAGUUUGGGGACCUCUGGGUGAUGCCAUUCUUGCUCAUGGCUACGGUGGUUCUCUCCACUUUUGGAAAGAGGUGGAAACUCAGGAAUGGGAGCCACAGUUGGCUCCAUCAGGACAUUUUGCACCCGUUGUGGAUCUGGCGUGGUCGAAGACCAGCCAAUUUUUACUCUCUGUUAGUAAUGACCAGACAGCUAGAGUGUUCGCGUGUUGGAAACAAACAUCAAAAGAGAGAGAGAAGGACAGCUUGUCGUGGCACGAAAUUGGAAGACCUCAAGUGCAUGGUCAUGACUUGAAUUGUCUGGCCAUCGUGACGGGAACAGGAAACCAUCGCUAUGUCUCUGGAGCUGAUGAGAAGGUUGCGAGGGUUUUCGAGGCACCAGGAGCGUUCCUGGAUACGCUGGCUUUCACGGUAGGGGGCAAAGUGACAUCGGAAGACGGACUUAUCCGGGAAGAUGUGAAAAUCUUGGGAGCCAAUAUGUCUGCUCUAGGGCUCUCGCAAAAACCGAUCUAUUCUCAAGGUAAGGGGAAUGAAGCAGCAGCUUUGAAUGAUUCUGAUGAGGCUGGUUUAAAUACUAUGGAUGCCCUUCCUGAGGCCGUACCAUCAGCUUUGACAAAGCCUCCGUUCGAGGAACAUCUGUCUCAAAAUACUCUGUGGCCCGAGACCCACAAGCUCUAUGGCCAUGGAAAUGAGCUUUUUGCGAUGUGCUGUGACCAUUCUGGGAAACUGCUGGCUACUGCUUGCAAGGCGCUAUCAGCCAAUUUUGCUCAGAUAUGGUUGUGGCAAGUUAACUCUUGGAGACCCAUCGAUCAACUGAAGUCACAUGUCCUAACGGUGACACAAAUGGAGUUCUCGCACAGCGAUAGAUUUUUGCUGUCUGUUUCAAGAGAUCGGCAUCUUUCUGUGUUCGAGAGAGUAUGUACAGAUGAUAAUGAAUAUACUUCGUCCCCGUAUAAGCUGGUCACGCGGAUUGAUGGUCACAAGAGGAUCAUUUGGGCCUGCUCUUGGAGCCAUUGUGACAGUUUUUUUGCUACAGGAUCACGAGACAAAAUUGUAAAAAUAUGGUCAGUUCAAGACACCGAGACAGGGGUGCAAGUUCAAAAUAUCAUAACCCUUCCCCCUUUCAAGAGUAGUGUCACUGCGUUGGCAUGGGGUCCCAAAUUACCACAACAAAAGGCUUAUCUUCUUGCUGUUGGAAUGGAAGAUGGGUCUGUGGAACUUUGGCAAGGUUCCCUGAGACAAGCAUCAGAGAGUGAUUUCAACAUUGUGGCUGGUGAUGGAACUACAUCAUUGUGGAAACUCGAGAUGUCGAUCUUAGAAAAGUUUGAUAAGUUUUUGUGUCAUGUUGCCACAGUACACCGGUUAACAUGGAGGGCCCAUCUUUCAGGGCAUGAAAGAAGCACGUCACCUGAAAUUAAGUCAACCCUUGGGGAUUCCAGUAGAUCUGAACAGCGUGUAGACGAGGUCCUACAGCUGGCGUCCUGUGGAGCCGACCAUUCAAUUCGGUUGUACAAUGUAAUCUUAGGUUAAACGUUUUUGCAAAGAGUUUUGACAGAUCAAUGUGAAAGUAAAUUCAGUGUGAAUAUUUCCAC
Molecule: messenger RNA, 3100 nt
Organism: Marchantia polymorpha subsp. ruderalis
Lineage: Eukaryota; Viridiplantae; Streptophyta; Marchantiopsida; Marchantiales; Marchantiaceae
Source: the annotation of a GenBank genome assembly